AUGGGUAAAAUAACUAGGGUUAGAACCGGCUGUUGGACCUGCAAACGAAGACAUAGAAAGUGCGAUGAAGCAAAACCUCAGUGUAAUAAUUGCGUUACUACAAAUAGAACGUGUGAAGGCUAUGGUAUAAGACUAAGCUUUGAUGUUGAUGACUCUAGAAACCGUGACAGAUUUGACAACAAAGGGGUUUUUAAACACAGUUUUAUAGGAAGGCCGAGGGCUAAGAAAAAGACUGAUAGCUCCAAAGAAUUGAAUGGAACAGGUAGUUUUCAAAAUCAGAACACUAUUCAAUCGGAAGGGCCGAAGUCGGCUACUCAUGGCACUUCACAAUUCCUUGUUCUGAAAGGUAAAGGUGAUAUAUAUUCACACACCCCAACAGAAGUAUCACAGUCUAGCACAGAUAACGUGGAAAAUCCUUUUCUGGCUUCAAGUAUUGAGAUGGAAGAGCAACCAAAAAUAGGGAUAAAUAACCACCCAGGAACAAAUUUUGAGCUAUUUGGGACUGAAUUGUUCGAAGGAUUAGAGUAUUUACUCAAAUCCCCUGCAGCACAACUGGCCACUGUUGAUAGCACUAGAAGAAAAAAUUCUCAAAGCUUGAACUUUAUUCUUGAUUCACCGUCAAUUGGAAUUAAUGCCCAUGAUUUUAAAAUCAGGGAGGAAAAUGACAAGCCCAAAAAGACAGAUAGUCCUUUAUUCUCACUUCCUCGUGGAUCUUCAGCUUCUUUAAUGUCUGAAGCGUUGACAAGUAGUAGCUCAGAAGAUACUCCACACUCUUCCUAUUCAGGCACACAGGUCUUUGAUAGAAACUACCCUGUCAAUAAUUCUACGACAACCGAAGACAGCUCUCUAACAUAUUCCGAAGAGAAUAUGAUGUUGAAGCACUUCUUCAAGAAUUUACUACCGUUGUUAGAUGCACAUCCAAACACGCCGUGGCCAGAUUUGGCAUUAAAAUACUGUGAUUUUGAUAUUGCAAGAAGUUGUUUCAUUUCACUUUCAUGUAUACAUAUUUACGAAAGCAGAAAAGGAGGACAAGAAUAUUAUAAGAAGGGAAUGGCUCAUAUAAAUAGAACCAUGGAUUAUUUAAUCCAAUUUAUUAGCAGCAAUGAUUCCCAGGAUGACAUACAUGAAGGAAACUCAACUGGAGCGGAAUUCGAAAUAGAACAGGAAAAAGAUAUAAAUGCUGAUGUGGGAAAUAUUUUGAUGUCAAUUCCCGACGCAAACGAUAUCAGUAAAACAGAAAACAUCGUCACCGCAAAUACUAGGAAAAAAUUGAUCAGUUCUUUUGUAAUUUUAGUACUUAUUAAUGUUCAUAUUUUGUUUGCUGUUCUAGAAAAAGGUUUGUCUUCUUUCUCGAGAUUUUUUUUUAAAGUAUUUGCAUCCGUAUGUCAGGACAAAAUGUUUUAUGAAUCAUUAAAAGAAAACGCAAAAAAGCAAUCCUUGGUGGUCAUUUUGAGUUGGUAUGAUACAGUUUCAGCAAUAGUUUCUGCAGAUUGUAGGCUUCCAUACUGCAACCCCGAGUGGUAUGGUUCUUCGGUAAGUAAUAGUGGUAAAGUUUCUACUGCCAAAAUGAUGGGAUGCCCAGGAGAAAUUUUCAAGGCAAUGUCAAAGGUGUGCUCACUAAGGCAUGAGCUUCACAAAGGCACUCAAAUGAAGAAGGAAGAAUUAAAGGUAAACUAUCUGGCUAUUGAAAAUGAGAUUUUGAGGUAUAGAGAGUAUGUUCUGUUCGAACAAUCGUAUGAUGAGGAUGAAAUGGUUGAUACCGAAGGUCAGGCUUUUCCCAUCAGAUUAAAAGCUGCACAAUGCUGGCUGUUGGCAGUUUACAUAACCUUGAUUAGAACCGUGAAAUUUCCAUUCUACGAAAAGAGAAUUAAGUCGCUACUACAUGAAUUCAUAGAUGUGUACGGUUCUAUGAAGCCAACGUUGCCAUUUGUUACCCAAAUGGUAUGGCCGGUAUUUGCAAUGGGAUGCGAAUGUACCACUAGCUGGGAAAAAUCAAAACUAGAACUUUUCAUGGACACUUUAUAUAGAAAUGCUCAAAUGGGGACUUUAUUCACUCUAAGGCAAAUUGUUUUUAGGGUUUGGGAAACUGAAGAAAGCCCGGAACAAAUCAUAAAGGCAUAUCUUGAUGAAAGUAUCGAUUAUUUACCUCUUUAA
This is a messenger RNA of Dujonia railenensis, 2154 nucleotides long. NCBI's taxonomy places the organism in Eukaryota, Fungi, Ascomycota, Pichiomycetes, Serinales, Debaryomycetaceae. The record is from the annotation of a GenBank genome assembly.